Molecule: messenger RNA, 765 nt
Organism: Blastocystis hominis
Lineage: Eukaryota; Bigyra; Opalinata; Blastocystidae
Exons: 4
Coding region: 1-765 (254 amino acids)
Biological process (GO): protein phosphorylation
Molecular function (GO): ATP binding; protein serine/threonine kinase activator activity; protein kinase activity
Source: RefSeq, a predicted model, not a curated record
AUGGAAAAGAUCCGACUCUGUAAGCAUCCGAAUGUUCUUCCGUUGAACUGCUGUUUUUGUGUGAGGAACUUUAUGUGGAUCGUCACGCCGUUCAUGAAAAAGGGAUCGCUUUAUCGGAUCCUGAAUAUCGUGCGUGAUUCGAAGCAAAAUCCCGCAGUACAGGGACUCAGCGAGAAUAUCAUCUGCUAUGUGAUUCACGAGGUUUUGAAAGGUCUAAUUUACAUCCAUUCUUCCAGCUACCUCCACUUAGACAUCAAAGCAGCCAAUAUCCUCGUCGAUUCCAACGGAUCCAUCUGUCUCUCCGACUUCGGCGUCAUUCCCUCCACCAACUCCUCCAAACGUCACUCCGCUCACGGAUUCGUCGGAACGCCCUGCUGGAUGGCUCCCGAAGUGGUCAGCGACAGUCUCAUCUCUUCAUCCGCGGACUUGUGGUCGCUUGGAAUCACCGCGCUGGAGCUCUACAAAGGCUUCCCGCCGCUCGCUCGGUUCGACACGCGCGAGAUUUUCGCUCGGAUUUUGCAGGGCGAGGCGCCGUCGUUCGACUCGUAUUACGACGUGUACAAGUCCACUCCCUCCUCGGCGUUCCAGUCGUUCAUCGAGAAGGUGCUGGUGAAGCAGCCGGAGGAGCGAGCGACCGCCGAAGAUCUUGAAGAUCAUCGAUGGUUCCAGGGGGCCGAGGAAGGACGAGCGGAGCUGCUGAAGCUGCUGGAGACGAUUCCCGAUAUUGAGGAAGACCGGGUUUUUGAUCUGCGUUUGGAUUUGUAG